AUGAGUGGAGACGACGAAGACAUGUAUGCAAUUGCCCUAGGCGAGCACUAUAAUCCAUCUUCUGCCACAUCAACGAUCUCUUCUUUCGCCUCUAUUUUAGCAAGUUCGACAGACAGAACAUCAGAGUCAAACGUUUCUUCAAACAAAGUUGAUCAUUCUUCCCUUUUUAGACAACUUUUAAUUGGAUCGAGAAGUCAAAUCGAAAAAUUAAAGACAGAGAAUGAGGAAUUGAAGUCAAACCUGAAGAAUGCAAUCGAUUCUGGGGGAGUUGUUAUUUGUCCGAAUUGUACCCAUCACUUCAAGGACCGUCAAUGCCCAAUGCGGCCACGUGCAAUGAAGAAAAUGAGAGCCCGAAACAUGGUGGAGUUAGAGUUCAAUAAUCCGGAUGAUCUUCAAACUUGGCUGUUCUUGAACCAGUUGGAAACUAAUAAUGAUGGAAUGCCGACUGUAAUGAAUGUUAAGAAAACAUCUCAAGGAGCCGAGUUUUCGCUGAAAUCUGUUGGAAGUCUCCUACCUGAUUUACUUGAAAAGAAGAAAGAAGAUAAGAAAUUCCAGGAUUCGGAAAAAGCGAAACGAAAGAAACAUCUAGAAACAAGGAAAUCUCGUUCUUUGGAAAGAAUCGAGCAAGAGAAAUCUUCUGAUCAACGAAGAGACAGAAAAACAGCUUUUGAAAAAAUUAAUGAAAAAGAAGACUCUUCUCUAAACUGUAAUAAGCCUAAUAAUCAAGAAAGAAAGAAAGAUAAUCCCCGACGAAUGGAUGGGAAGCAUGAGCAUGACGACUCUCGAAAAUCUCGUUCUACCAUUACCGUUGCAGUGAGAAAAGAACGUCUGGAAGAUGAAACAAAGAAGGAAAGCGAAAAUCAACACAAAGAUAAGAAAAUCGAACUCACAAAGAAUACAGACAUUCAUCAAAAGUUGGAAAUAUCCAAAAGGAAAUUGUCGCCUACGAAGGAAGAUGUUCGGGAACGGAAAGUUUCCAGACAAACCAUUGCCGACAGGAUCCAAUUCUUCGAUAAAAAUAUGGAAAUUCCUUCAAAAUCUCUAAAGACGCUUGACUCUCUUAUCGAAAAACAUGAAAUGAACGAAACUACCACAUCAUCCAUGGAAAAAUCUCUAUCCCAGAAAACAACUACAUUUAGAAAACCAAUCGUCUGGAAUAAUUCAAAAGUGCCUGAAAAUGAGUUUGCUGAACCAAUGGUAGAGCCGAAAAAAGCUUUUGAGUUCAAAGUAAAGGUCAUUGACAAAAAGAAGAAAAUGCCGCCAAACGCCGACAAUGACACUCAGAAGACAACAGCUUGCACAAUCUUUGAACCAACUUCUAAAUACAAAUUUGUGCCAACUUCCAAGAAAAAUAUUCUGAAAAAGAACGCGGAUGAACAAGUCGGCAGUUCACUUUCCACAAUGUCUUGCAAAACAGAUAAAAUCAAAUCACCCACUCUUAAUAACAAUCGCCUGCUUGAAACUUCGAGAGUAACUGAUUGGAAAUUAUAUUCUGUGAAGAAAACGCAAGCUGUACUCGAACAUGCUUCCAAGCACAACUUUGAACGGAAAAAUAAUCCCGUAUCAUGGUCUGGAAAAACAAUUAUUAUAAAUGUUGAAGUACAAAAAAUCAACGAGAACACCGCUCCAAUAUCAGAGUCCGUCAUUGUUCGUAUGGAGUCAACCGAGGGAAAAAAUAGUGACUCUACAUAUGAUGAAAAGAGCGAUCAGCAGAGAAUUGCAGACUCUAUGAAACGUUUUGGAUUUUCUAAUGAAGGAAUAGCGGUUAUAUUGAAACGACAAGCAGAAAACCUGAAGGUAUCGGCGCUGAAGAACUUGCAACAUGGCUCAAUUCAAGAUCAAUCAGAUAGUGCCUCACACAUUAGCUCAAUACCUUCUCAAUCGGCAACAAGUGAUCGUCCAGCGAGGAACGAUAAAAAUUUAACUUUAGUUUCUGAAAAUUCUAAAUCCAAUUCUUCCCCCAUUGCAAAAACAAUAGAUUUGAAUGUUCCAAUAGAUCACAAUGUAGAAAAUUAUGAGGAUGACGGAGAUGUGAUUAGUGAAUUCUUCCCACAUUUAGCAAAUGUGAAGACUCAUCAAGCUCUCGAAACAAGAAAUGCGGAGUCUUCUGGGCGUCCGAUUUCAACAACAAGCUUCGGUUCAAUGGUAGAUCGGGAGGAAGAUGAAUUGACUCGUCUCGUCAGAGAAGAUUCAAUUGUUCCUCCUAAUGGAGACUGUUUGAUGAAUUUGGACGAUGUGGACUACGAAGAAACAAUCACAGACGGAACCGAAGAAGUUGAAGAAGAAGAAGAUAAUCAGCGCCAAAAAGAGGACUCUAUUGAAAACAGUGAUUGGAAGGAUUUCUGUUUGGAAGAUUUGGAUGAAGACUUGGAUGAUACAGAACGAGAUCGGAAAAUUUCUGAGAUGGAGCAUUCAGAUGACGAUGAAAGGGAGGCAGAUGAAGAAAUGGAAUGGCUUGAGACUGUAGAACACGAGGAUGAACAAGAUGAUUCAGAAUCAGUUGAUGAUUCACCGGAACACGCUGAAUCAGACAUAGUUACUAUAGAAACUGUAGGGAAGGAGGAACAACCCAUGCACCAACGCUCAGAAUCGAAAGUUCUGGAAAUGAAAAGCGAUUUUCGUUUAUCAGAUGAGGAAGAUUUGAUAUCGCCAAUGACGUCUACACCGCGACGAGAAGAAGAAUGUCCGGAGGAUGUUAGCGAACCACCGGACGAUGAUAAGGACGACAUAAAUCAACCAGCGAAAGAUGACAGUUUCCUUGAUGAGCUGGAUUGGAACUACGGAACGGACGUGGAAGAAGAGGAGCAAAAUGAAGUGGAUGAAACAGAAGAAACUAAAGUCGAAACAGCAGAACCAGCAGAAACGGAAAAUCAUUCGGAAGUUGUUUUGGAGAAAGGACAUUUGGAAGAAGGAGAAAUAUCUGAAAACGAAGACGUUCAUGCAGAGAAUUUCAUAGAAGAAAAAAAGAAACCGAUCAGAGAAAGGAUUCAAUACAUUGAUGAAGAUAGGCAGCGCCGAGAAGCAGGUCAUGAUGACAGAAGAAGAAGCAGAAACCGUGAUGAAGAUAAAGAAAGAUCUCGUAGAUCGUCUAGUCGUCGAAGAAGCUCAAAAGAAAAUCGACAUCGUAACUAUAAACAGGAGAGCAGAUCAGACAAAUAUCGAUCUCUAUUGCAAAGAAGAAACACAUAA
Molecule: messenger RNA, 3189 nt
Organism: Caenorhabditis remanei
Lineage: Eukaryota; Metazoa; Nematoda; Chromadorea; Rhabditida; Rhabditidae
Exons: 9
Coding region: 1-3189 (1062 amino acids)
Source: RefSeq, a predicted model, not a curated record